UAAUAAAAACAAUGAUUUAUGAUCGGGGAAUCCAGGUCUGCUACUUUGCAGUCACGUGAUUUCUUCGAACCCUUCGGAGGAAAUGAAAGUAAUAAGAAAAACAAAAUCUCCGUGAAGUCAAUGAAUGCGACACAAACAGACUGUCUGCACCGAGGCUGCUUCGAGCUGGGUAGAGUCGACGGAGGUGAAACAAAAUGAGCACCCAGGGUCAGGAGGAGAAAAGAUACGACCCCAGAGACACGACUCUGAAGUUUGUCGACAGGCCGGAUGAUCUGGAUCCUCUACCCCCAGAGGAUGGAGACCUGUGUCUCCGCGCAGAGAUGUCCUGCGGACACGCGGUCACUCCAGAGUCUCUGACCGCUUGGUGUCGCAGCCUGCUGGAUCAGGGCCAGUACAAAUUCAAGUGCCCUGCUCUGAAGGAAGGAACCUACUUUAAGUGUGAGGCUCUGUGGUCGUACCAAGAAGUACGCCGGCUGGCUGUGCUGACAUCUGAAGAGAUGCAGUACUACGAGGAGAACAUCGCCCGGAUGGCUGCUGUAGAGUACUGUGAAUUCAAAACUUGUCCGGGGUGUAAGACCUACGUGGAGAGAGAUGACCUCUCCAACCUUAGCGUGCAGUGCCCAAUCUGCACGGCUGACAAGAAGAAAGCUUACCAGUUCUGCUGGCAGUGUCUGAAGGUGUGGAAGGGUCCGGCUCCACGUUCUGACCGCUGCGACAACGACGGCUGCGUCAAUCACGACCUUGAGCUUCUGAAGACCUGCAAGACCACCGUGCUCUCUGAGGUACAGGGGGUUGACGCGUGCCCCUCCAUCCGGGCCUGUCCCACCUGUGGCAAUAGGGUGGAGCACAACAAAAGUGGCUGCAAGAACAUCAUCUGUCCUCGCUGCCAGGUUGAGUUCUGUUUUGUGUGUCUGAAGCUCACACCUAAGUGUCUGAAGACGAGCACUCACUUCGAACCCUGCAGCGAUGGUGUGGCUCCCAGACAAACCUCCAUUCCUGUGUGGAACAGAAACUAACUGUGAAUCAGUACAAGCAGUAAUCACUCCUGAUGAAGUUUAUAGCCUUCUUCUGUCACACCAUGAAGUUCUUUACCUCUUGUUUUUUUUUUUUUUUGUAACCACUGCCAAAAGAAUAUACCAGCAGACUUAUCACUGUUCUUACAUAAUGUUGUUUAAUGUAAUGUUACUUCUUGAAAUGUAUCUGUUUGAUUACAGUUUAGCUGUAAAACUGCUUCAAUAAAUGAAUAAAAAAUCUGUUAUUA
Cheilinus undulatus (humphead wrasse) is the source of this 1261-nucleotide messenger RNA. RefSeq names its product E3 ubiquitin-protein ligase RNF19B. The record is from RefSeq and is a predicted model, not a curated record. Lineage: Eukaryota; Metazoa; Chordata; Actinopteri; Labriformes; Labridae. Bases 195 to 1016 code for a protein of 273 amino acids. The transcript has 4 exons.